Molecule: messenger RNA, 566 nt
Organism: Phasianus colchicus (ring-necked pheasant)
Lineage: Eukaryota; Metazoa; Chordata; Aves; Galliformes; Phasianidae
Gene: CISD3
Product: CDGSH iron sulfur domain 3
Cellular component (GO): mitochondrion
Molecular function (GO): 2 iron, 2 sulfur cluster binding
Source: RefSeq, a predicted model, not a curated record
GAAUUUCCGGCCCGGCGGAGCUGCGGCCGUUCCGGGGCGGUGCGGGAUGGCGGCGGUGCGGCGCGGGGCGGCCGCUCUCGUGACCCGGCUGAGGGCUGCGCUCUCCCCCCGCAUCGCGUUUCCGUACCGCGUGGAGCUGAAGGAAGGAAAGAAAUACGCGUGGUGCUCGUGCGGGCACAGCCGGGCGCAGCCGUUCUGCGACGGCACGCACCGCACCUUGGCUCCGGACAGCGUCCCGCUGCGUUUCACGGCGGAGGCGGAUGGCAAAGUGUGGCUGUGCGGAUGCAAACGGACCCGCAGCCCCCCCCGGUGCGACGGCAGCCACCUGCGGCUGUGGGAGGCGGGGAGCGGAACCCGGCGCUGAGCUCCGUUGUUGGGUCUCUUCCUCAUCCUCGUCACCGCACCCGGCGGGGCAACCCGUAGGGAUGCGGCCCCCUGUGGUUUUGUGUGGCUGCCGGGGGGUGCGUGGCACUGAGCAGCGUUUAUUGCACGUCCCGAGCUGGGGCGUAAUGCAAAUGUUUGCCCGAUGAUUGUAUGGGAUGAUGCAAAUAUAUUAUGGGAUGUGA